Molecule: messenger RNA, 560 nt
Organism: Pieris rapae (cabbage white)
Lineage: Eukaryota; Metazoa; Arthropoda; Insecta; Lepidoptera; Pieridae
Product: zinc finger HIT domain-containing protein 3
Exons: 3
Coding region: 135-518 (127 amino acids)
Molecular function (GO): protein binding
Source: RefSeq, a predicted model, not a curated record
UUCAUCGUUGUACAUUUCCUAAAUGUUUGUAAAUAAACACUCAUAGAUCUAAAAUCAAUCCAUUAUAUUAAAUUAAUAUCUUCUUUAGGUUUAUUUAUUCAUUAAAUCGAAGAAUACAUGAUAUUUUUCUAAUCAUGACAUUAAGCAAUUGUAUACAGUGUGGCGGCGAGCCAAAGUAUAAGUGUCCAACUUGUCGUGAACCAUAUUGUUCGGUACAGUGCUGUAAGUUGCACAAAUCAAAACCAUGUUUACCUCCGUCAGAACUACAAGAAAUACCUCCAUGUAAAAACAAACCCGACUAUGAAUUUCCUACAGAAGAUACAGUACCAAUAGAGAAGUUAAAAUUAUUAGAAGAAUCAAAGGAAUUAAAGAAUUGCCUAGGAAAUCCCCAUGUUAGAGAGAUUUUGCAGGAAUUGGAUAGCUCUGAAUUCCCUGACAUUUUGAUGAAAAAAUAUAUGCAAGAACCUAUUUUUACAGAAUUUGUUGAUGCUUGUCUAAAUGUUAUUCAGGAGAAAUAGUUUAGAAAUAAAUAUAAAAAAAAUAUGUAUGUAUACACAUUU